Messenger RNA from Amyelois transitella, 3486 nucleotides. RefSeq names its product homeobox protein aristaless. The record is from RefSeq and is a predicted model, not a curated record. Gene Ontology annotation, biological process: regulation of transcription by RNA polymerase II. The transcript has 5 exons. Gene Ontology annotation, molecular function: DNA-binding transcription factor activity, RNA polymerase II-specific; RNA polymerase II transcription regulatory region sequence-specific DNA binding. The coding region runs from base 281 to 1354 and encodes 357 amino acids. Lineage: Eukaryota; Metazoa; Arthropoda; Insecta; Lepidoptera; Pyralidae.
AUCGCGGACUCAGCGCGUGUCUGGUGACGCCGCGAAUCGGCAACCCGACGGCCAAUUCCGGACUGGAUAUUUUGCACUAUGACAAUAUCAAGUGGCGUAUGUGAUUGGACAAUGUGCUAAGUCAAACAAAAUGUGCAAUUCAAAUGCAUCGAUCUAAAUUACUGGCAGUAAAAAUAAAAUAAAAAUGAAUUCUAAUUUCGGUUCAAAACUGUCCACGCGGGAAUAAUGUCAGUGAAAAGGAUUCUAUUUUCAAAAUUUAUUGCUGGCAACAUUUGUGAAAAUGGACUUGACUACUCGGCGGGGAGAUGGAGUGGGUCCGGAUUCGGUACAUUUGAACGGGAAGGAGCAGAUGUGCCGUGAACUAGUGAACGGAGCGGAAAGCGGUGGUGAAUUCACGAAUGUCACCGCGGAAGUGCCCACGCCGAGGAAAGCCAACUCGUUCAGCAUUCGGAAUUUGGUCGGCGCCGAAGAUUCGGAUCGGCCGACUUCCGACGGGAACGUGAAUGUGAGCGAUGAUUACUACACCCACGACCAAACUUACAAAUACACCAACAUGGGCGUCUCUGAGCCCCACAAGGACGACUCCCCUCGCACCACGCCCGAGUUGUCCAGAUCCGACCAGUCCCCGGCAGAACGCCCCCCUCCAGGGUCCGCAGACAGCGAUGAUGCAGACGACUUCGCCCCCAAGAGAAAGCAGAGAAGAUACAGAACUACUUUUACGAGUUUUCAAUUAGAAGAGUUGGAGAAAGCGUUCUCGAGAACUCAUUAUCCUGAUGUCUUUACAAGAGAAGAACUCGCAAUGAAAAUUGGAUUGACUGAAGCAAGAAUACAGGUGUGGUUCCAAAACCGUAGAGCGAAAUGGAGAAAGCAGGAGAAGGUGGGCCCCCAAGCUCACCCCUACAACCCGUACCUGGGGGCCGGGGGAGGGGCUCCCCCUCCGUCAGUGGUGGCUUCAAUGCCGAACCCUUUCACGCAGCUGGGGUUCGGUUUCAGAAAACCUUUUGACACCAACGCUUUAGCAUCAUUCAGAUACACUGGAGCCCCGGUCCUCGGCGCGCAAUACCUCGGUGCUCCGCUGAGCAGACCACCUCUAUUCAGUACACCGCUCUACACCACAUCUCCGCCCUUCCACUCCCUCCUUGCAGGCCUCGCGGCACCCCCUCGGCAAUCUCCAGAUCCUCCUCCUGUCUCACCUCCUAUAUCCCCCGGCAGUGAGUCCCCACCAGCCCAAAACUCAGCGCCAGAAGUAGAACGACGUAGUUCAAGUAUAGCCGCUUUGAGGUUGGCUGCGAGGGAACACGAGUUGAGGCUGGAGAUUCUUCGGCAGCGGCACCAAACGGACCUGAUUAGUUGAGCUUUGUCUACACCUGUAUUUGGACAUAGAAGAAUUUAUCGUAACCGCUCAGAUAAGACCUCAAGCGCUGGUGUGAUCUGCGUCUUACAUUAUGCUUGCCACUAUAAAUUCGAGUAAAUGGAAAGGAGCCUGUAUCUUGAUUAAGUCUAUGUUGUUCAGGUAAAAUUUCAGGGCAAAAGUACCCUAAACUGAAGAGCUUGUUCGAAUAUAACAAGAAUCAGGAAGAAGCAAAAGAUUAAGUAUGCAGUGCAGUAACCGUGACAAGCGGCAAGAUAUAGUCUCCUUUUAAAUGGAGUGAUCAUAAUGAAUAUAUUUUUGAAGCAGAACAAGCAAUGUACAGAUAUGAUGGGUCCAUCGCCGCUCAGGGUCGUAACUGGAGCCGUAUUAGCCGUAUACGAUUUGUAAGAUAGUUAGAGUGUAUGAGAUUUUAUAUAAAACUGCUAAUAGAUUGAGCAGAGUCUGAUGGAAUGGUAUCAUAAAUUAUAUUCUUAUACUGGUACCAAAAUAUAUAUUUGAAGAUAACAUUUGUGAAACAUCUUUGCGAAGUAUCCUUCGCAAGCCACACAAAAUAAACAGUGUAUAAUAUAAUGCAUAGUUAUAUUCUAGAAAUUUUAUACUAUUAACUAUAAUGCUACUAUAAAUCAAUACAUUUAUAAUGAAAAUAUGUUGAUUAAAAUAACUAACAUCCAUUUUCCUGGAAAUUCAAUUAUCUUCCUAAUUAACAAUAAAAUGCCCAGUACUUACAUCUUGCGGCAGACGGAUAGUAAAUAUUGAUGGAUCAUUACUUGACAUUAACGUAUCUAAUUAAAUUUUGUUUUCUCCAUUUUCAAAGGUCAUUCAACAAAAUUUAAUUUGUUUUAAUAAUUACUUAUUAUAUCGUUAAUUUAUUUCAAUAAAAUACUUUGGAUUAUUACCGGUUGUUUCUAUACAAAGAAAUGAUUAAAAAAAUAUACGAUAGGUCUAACAAUAAAACUUUUUAUACGAAAAUAUACGUAGUCCUUUGGACACCAAAUCCGCAUAAUAAUAAAUAGACGUACAGACAUCUCAAUUAAAUCAAAACUGUUAUUAUAUAUAUAUAUAUACUAUUUGUUUUUAAAUACUGUUUUUGGUAAAUUCUUAAUGCGUCAUCAAACUUGGUACAAAAUUUAAAAAAAAAGUAUUUGAAUAUUCUUGACAUUUAUCUUAACAAAUUCUUAAGAAAUGUAUUAGACUUCCAUAAGUCUCUGUUCAAGUCUUAUUAUGGCAUAGUUUAGUUACUUAAAUCCGUCCAAUAUAGGCCUUAUUGUUAUUUAUUGUAGUGUUAAUUACGUACUUAAUUUAGUAUGAUAAGAUAUUAAUAUCAAUAGAUCAUAGUAAAGUGAUAAUUCUAUUAAAUAUCAUAAAAGUAUGCGGUGCCUCUGGAGUGCCUUUCCUAUUUGAAAUAAUACGUAUGUAGUUUGAAAAUAAGGGAGUGACAAAAAAUUACGACUUUGAACGAAAAAUCAAUAAUUUAUCCAAAUUAUUUUUGGCAAUGAAGGCAGCUCUUAAAACAAUGCAUUAAACAUAUUCUCAUUUAGUUAAACUAGUAUUUUCAUUUGCCUGGUUAAAGAAAAAGUAAUGGUGAUAUACAUGCAUUUUCACUUCAUGUAUGUUUAUAUAUGUUCAACUUAAACAUCAAAAACUGUUUUUGUACUUUCCUAUAUAAGGGAUCAUUAAAUUUUGGUUAAUUGUUUUAUUAUUAAAUUUCUUUCUACGUAGACGUAUUAAGAUUAUACAAGCUAUUCUUUAUUCUAAGUUGCACCAAAGAAAGUUAUUGAUAUAUAUUUGCAUAAUAUUUUUUUCUAUGUCACUAAAUAUCAAUUACAAACAUCCUUUUUGCACAUUCGUUUUGAUGAAUGAGUAUUUAAACCGAUUUCAAUUAGAAGUUUUUAGUUAAGGUUAAUCUAUUUAAAGUUUUCUGGAAUGUAUUCUAAGAGGAUUUGACAGUUUACAAAUGAUUUUUUGUUGACAGAAUCCUAAAACAGUGAGAUAAAAUCACUAUACAGAACAUUCGUAUGAAAAUAAUGAGAGCUGCACUGAAAUCUUAGCUUAUUCGAAACUGUUACUUGAAACUUUUACUUUCAUGGUGUAAAAUAAAUGAAGUAUGGAAUUUA